Messenger RNA from Peronospora farinosa, 4905 nucleotides. The record is from the annotation of a GenBank genome assembly. NCBI's taxonomy places the organism in Eukaryota, Oomycota, Peronosporomycetes, Peronosporales, Peronosporaceae.
AUGACCUCUACUGUUGCAAACGCUGUAGCUAUUGCCUGGACGCGAUGGCAACGCUACCACCAACUGCAUCAUAAACGAGAGGAUUUGAGUGUUGCAGAGAUGGAAGUACAGUUUGAACUGGUCGCUAUAGGUCUCGCAUUAGCCGAUGAACAGGUUCAAGAGCUUUUUAGAGAUGACGCAGAGCCAUUUUUAGCAUUAUUGACGCCAUUGCCAACUUUUGAAGACAAGUUUGAAAAUGUGAAGCAAUUUCACUUUACGUUUGUAUCAGCUGCAAUGUUAUUGGAUCAAUAUUUGCAGCUUUCUAAUGAAUUAGAAGAGAAAAAAGUUCAUGUUGUAACUGGUCCAGUGAUGUAUCAAGUACUAUUGCCUAUUCUGCAGCUUCAAUGUUUCUCUUCGCUGCAUUAUGCGGCGUUAAGAAUGUUCCAGAUGGUGGUAUCGUUUACUGCUAAGAAUGAGCAAAGCCAGGAGACGCUUACGCAGCUUUUUAAUCGAGUACAAGAGCUGCUAACUGGACAAAACGACAAGUCUACUACUUGUUAUGACUCUUUGUGCAGAGUAUUUAAGUUUUUACUGCCUCAGAAGCUGGAAAAAGUGGUGAGCAGUGCUAUGGAGAUUUGUAAACACGCCACGAAAAAGUGGCGACAGCAGCCGCAGCUUCUGCGAGCGGUAGCGCUGCAUAUUGUCCCAGAACUGGUGGAACUUGAGAGUGACAUGGCAGCAACAAAGGCGAGAUGUCUGUGUUUGCUAAACAUGGUUGUGGACGUUUGGAUGCCGUGCUCGAGUGACGAUACCUCUGUCAAUGAAUUGCUGUAUCUGGUGUGCAUCAUCAUACCGAAAGCUCCGCGUGAACUCAUUGCUAAUUCGACGCUGCAAACACUUGUGUGCUUUGCGUUAGGACACAAGGACGCUUUGUUGCGAAAGCAAGGGCUCCAUAUAUUGAAGAUAGCCUUUUCGUAUUGUGCGUUGCUGUCCGGAUCGCAAAAGCGAGGAGCACGACACGACUUGUGGCUGGAUAGGUGGCAAAACUUCCUCACAGCGUCAGAAGUGAUCCAGAUGCAUCACGAGCAACACCUAAUUGAACAGGUUUGGCCGCAGGUUGCAGUUCUGUUGUCACACUGCUUGGUCAUUCGAGAUGGCUUAAAGCAGCAGCAACAGGAUCGUGAACAGUGGCCGGUGCAGCUAACUUUUGACUGGAUGCAGAGUCUGUUUGUUCGUUUAUUUUCACAUGACAACCCUGUCGUAAAGCGUCUCUUAAUCUCGAACUUUAUGGAGACCUGCAUUGAAGCUUGGCAAAAGUGGGAUGAACACGACAGUGCUAGCACCGACGUUGAUCGCGAAGCUUCCUUUGCUUGUUCCCCUGCUUUUCAGCGUUUCGUAUUCGACUUUUUGCUUCGCGCCUGCAAUGACCCGGCGCUUUUCAAGCACACGCAUCGCGCUGGUGUCCAGGCUGUGCUGACUAGAUUUCUGGUGUCCUUCCUUGCUUUCAAGUUUGCAAACAGCGACCAGGAGCGCGUGUUAGAUGAAUUUGUUGUUGCGAUUAAAGAAGCGAUUUUUGGUGAAGACACAAACAGUCACUCGCCGGAUGCUCUAUUAAGCAUGCUGCAAAUAUUCCAAUCCCCUUGUCUGAAGCGUGCUGCCUCAUUCGCGUCUUCAAAGGAUCUGCUAAGUGAGACAGCAGUAGACCAGCUGCGAUUUUUGCUUGACGUUUAUGCGAUGCAGUCUUUUUCGCAAGCGAUGCGAACGAAGAUGCUUCGUGCACUGAGUCACGCUCUUACCGGAGGCUUCGUUAGCGCGUCGACACUUUCACUGUCGGCAUUAGCACGUGUCCAUUGUGUCUUCCCCAUCAGUAGCUUGGUAGCCGAUGCCGGAGAGGUAAUGUUGCAACUGUUAGCGUGGAUGAAAAUCCCCACUGCUGUGGGCAAACCGUCCAUCUUAUCAGCAACUCUGGCGUCUGCAAUUCAGACAUACAUAUUAUCCCAAGUGGAAGCGAACCCAGAGGGAGUUCUGCUCAGUCCAACUCAACUGGCGAGACUGCUGCUUUUUACAGCAGAAGUCACACACGGAGAUUCGAAGACUCACUAUAUAGACGAAAAACUAGGACAUCAGGGAAAUGUGAAAGUCUUGUUGCGGGCUCCACUGAGUGCAUUGCUGCCCAAAAGGUUGGAACCUGAGCUGAACAGUACCCUACUCGUGCUUCUUGCUGCCAAGUUCGAAGAGCAAGUUCAGGAACUUCUGGAUCGUUGUGCCUCAUUGCCAUCGAAAGGCUUCACGUUUUUGUUUCAACGCGAAGACUUCUAUUCCGGACAAGUCUCAUACUUUUUUGAUAUGGCCAUGAAUGUAGUCCGGCUCUGGUUGGACAAGGUGUCGCCGGAAGCUGAUGAAUCGGGAUCUGGAUACCACGAAAAGAAUGAUGCUAUAGAACUCGUGGAAUCCGCUACGUUUCUUCUGUCACAACUGAGUACACACAAAAUGAACACUACCGGCGAGCUGAACGAAAUGUCUGCACUGGAUACGCUUUGUAACGAGCUUAGUCAAAUCCUGGCAGCGGCUGCGAAUCGAAAAGUAUUUGACUUGGCAUUAGCAGCAAGGUGUUUGUCCAUCAUCGGAUCUAACGCUACUGUUGUAGACUCUCUGCGUGCAUUCGAAAGUGGACGGAUUCUCCCACUUCUACUUGCGCUUGACACGAGUCGGCGUUACAGUGGAAAGCUUGAUGCAAAAUGUGCCAUUAGCUUAGCUACCAACAAGUGGGUUCUGCUCUAUGAUGUCAUGAAAUCAUCGACGUUUGUUGACACAAAGUUCUUGCAAACUACCUACGGUGCAUGUGUUGAGGCACUCCCUACGGCGGGGAUGGAUCCUCUAGCUUUGAUUCAAAUGGUAAACGUUUUGUCGCUUACGCUCUCACAACUGGCCAGCCCGGUAUCAAACUGCAAAAAUGGCAUCGACCAAGUAAACAGUUUGCUCGAGGAGGUCUGGAUGGCUUACAUUGAUAGUAAAGCUAAACCUGACGUGCUUACCCGAGCUGUUGUUAACUGUGUGUUUCAGCCGGUGUUUCUCCUUCAUGAUGAGCUAAGAGGCACAAUGAAGCACUGGAUCGCAGAGUAUAUUCACUUCGGCACCCGACACAGACCUAAUGUGAUAUAUCACCUGGCUUGCCGCUUGUGCCAGACUUGGCGUGCACACCCAGCAUCUGCUUUAUCUUUUGCAGAUGAACUUGUCGAACUGCUACUCUACAAGGAACCAGUUAUUGACGAAAGGGAGCAGCUAACGACGGAUACUAGCCACUCGGUCCAGGGAUUCCAAGGCUCUUUUCCAACUAGCAACAGUCACGUCCAGAUGGCGAUAAUUGUAAACCAUGCCAAGGACCGAUUCGUGCGUCUGGUGGUGCUAAGUUUCCUGGGUGAUGUGGCUGUCGAGGGUAGCGCCAUUUCUACGAAAACGCAGGACCUUAUGGAUGCGGUAUUCACUCGACUCGUCAAACUCAACGUAACUCCUGAAUGGCAGAAGCAGCACAUGCUAAACAGCGAUGGGUUUGGUAAGAAAUUGCGGUCAUGGCAAGCGCUCUGUGUCGUCGGCGCUCAUGUUACGAAAUCGCAGUUGGCCACCCUUCUUCCUAUACUCAGGACUGCAUUUGCAGUGCCGCAACUGCCCAGUGUUCGGUACUACAUGGAGCUUUUCGGCAUGCGGCUGGCGACGAAGUAUUCACGCGAGAUAUGUUCAGGCAUUUUGCUUCCGAUGCUGCGUGAUCCGAAUUUGAUGCCACAGGUGGGUGCUUCGGUGCUGCUUGUGUCCGCUUAUCUCGCUAACUGCAAGCUAAAUGAAAAAAAUAAUGAUGUCGACUGUGGAGAGCUGCUGGAAACGAUGUUACCGUGGCUAAACACGUCGCAUGGGUACACGCGUGUUCUGGCCCAAUAUUUGCUGGCCACGAUCCUUCCUCGCCAUAUCCACCAGCUUCAACAGAGUUGUAGCAAUACGCCAGGCCUUCGCUUUCUGGAAGGCACCGCACGUUAUCUGAGCAACAACAAGGAGAGCAAACGAAUGCUGCGUCGACAAGCACGUAAAUUGGAGGAGUUACAUCCUGACUACGAAAGCUCGUUGCUUGGAAUGCUCUGUUCGGGAUUCAUAAGCGAGUUUGGAGAGCUCUUGCCUCGUGACGAGGCCCUUUGUUUUAGUGAGCAGCUUAAAACUGCGAUGAAUGAGCUCUACGCUCAGUACCAACUCGAGAACUUCACCCCAGCUCCAUCACGAGAAAACACCUCGUCCUCUGCGAUUGAAACUGAAAACGGAGCUCUCACAGUGCAACGUAAAGUUGAUACAACGACGCUGCUCAGCGAGCUGCCUGCUGCAAUGCAAGCUACUUUUGAUGCAGCGCGGCGGGGUGACACACUCAACGCCCGCCAACGCCCGCGACAGCCCAUUAUCGUGUGUGCAAGCUUGGUUGACAAGAUUCCAAACCUGGCAGGACUGGCAAGAACAUGCGAGAUCUUUAACGCUCAAAAGCUGAUCGUGCCCAAUCUGCGUAUGACAGAGCAGGACGUCACGUUUGCGACAGUAAGCGCCACGGCUCAUAAGUGGAUGCCACUGGAAGAAGUUCGACCGCAAGGUGAAGAUCUGCGCCAGGCGCUGCUUUGCUGGAAGAGUGAAGGGUAUACCAUCGUGGCAGUCGAACAAACAGAUUCCAGUGUAAGUCUCGCAAACUAUACGCUACCGCGCAAGAUGGUGCUUGUCUUGGGUCGAGAGAAGGAAGGGAUCCCCGUGGAUGUGCUGCAGUUCGUUGACGUAUGCGUUGAGAUCCCGCAGUUCGGUUUGGUGCGCUCACUCAAUGUGCAUGUGAGUGGAGCGCUAGUGUUGUGGGAGUAUACGCAGCAGCAACUCAUGUCUGGAGCUCUCGAAUCGACACUCUGCUAG